UGCGCUUUAUUAUGUCACAUUGAAAUUCGGAAUCGCGCGGACGAACAGUUUAUUUAUUCACUUUUAUUAUUUAUGACACCGUCUCCUCAUGCACAGUUCGGCUUUACGAAUUUUCAAACGGUACGCGUUUCGUGAACCGAAGUUACUAAACGUUGCAAUCGAGGCGAAGACUCAUUACAUAAGUUCGUUGUUUGCCAGAAACAAAGCUCAAAUAGCGAUGUUGGACGAUGAGAAGUUGAGGGAUCUGAAUCUCUCUGUACAGCAAGAAAUUAAUAUGUUAUCUUUAUUGCACACUAUGGCUCCUGGGUUUCCAGUGAAUGGCUUCAAGAUCACUAUAAUCCACAAGCCACAGGUAUUUUACGACACUCUACUAGAAAAAUGUAGGAAUGCCAAAAGAAGGAUCACACUUGCCUCACUGUACUUGGGCACUGGUGCAUUAGAGACUGAAUUAGUAAACGUGAUGCAACAAGCGAUGAGCGCGAGCGGCGGCAAUGUGCAAGUUCGGAUCUUGCUGGAUUAUAUGAGAGGUUCCCGGGGCAGGCAGAACUCCCGCAAGAUGUUGGAGCCGUUGCUGAAGGGUAAACACGGCGACCGCUGCAAAGUCUUUCUUUAUCACACGCCGAAACUGCGCGGUAUCAUGAAAGCGGCGAUUCCUGAUCGGUUCAACGAGCUCAUCGGCCUGCAGCAUAUGAAACUGUACAUGAUCGACGACGAUCUUAUCAUUAGCGGAGCGAACCUUAGCAACGAUUACUUCACGAAUCGGCAAGACCGAUACUUCGUCAUCGAAGAUUGCGGGGAGCUAUGCGACUUUUAUCACAAACUGGUCGAGAAGGUGAUGGAAUUCAGCUUUCUGUUGCAACCGAAUGGCGACACAAGUUCGAAUAUCGCCGCAAACUGCCAUCCCUAUAAGGGGUCUCGGAAAAUCUUCACCAAAGAAGCCGCGUCCAGAAUACAAACGGUUUUCCAGAAGGAGAUAGAGAAACGUGCUAAUCUCGACAAAACUGAUGCAGACACUUGGAUAUUUCCAUUGGUGCAAAUGGGUCAGCUGAACAUCUGUCAUGACAGCGAGGUGACGUUGAAGCUUUUGCAAACCGCUUCGGCCGGCGCCACGCUCAAACUGGCGACUGGUUACUUCAACCUGACUUCCGACUACAGUCAGGCUGUACUCAGAGAUUGCCGAGCGACGUGUCAUCUUUUAACGGCGCAUCCCACUGCCAAUGGCUUCUUUAACGCCAAGGGAAUGGCCGGAGGAAUUCCAGCGGCGUACACCAGGAUAGAAGAAUCCUUCUAUGAUCUAUGCGAGAGGAUGAAUCAACAGAGAAGGGUGACAUUGUGGGAGUUUGUGAAGCCGGGAUGGACGUACCAUGCGAAGGGCCUGUGGUAUACUUUGCCUGGUCAACGACGACCAUCAUUGACUCUCAUAGGCUCACCGAAUUUCGGUUAUAGAUCGGUGAACAGGGACUUGGAGACACAAGUCGCCGUAGUGACGAAGAACGAGAAACUGCAAGACGCGUUGUACGAGGAGCAGGCGCGACUGUUCUCCUGCGCCAAACCCGUGACGAGAAAGACUUUUUCGCAGCAAGAUAGAGUACCGCCGGCCUGGGUGUGCGCAAUCGUACUCUUCUUCCGUUACUACUUCUGAAGUCGGAACGUCUUCGC
Messenger RNA from Dinoponera quadriceps, 1659 nucleotides. It is a transcript of the gene PGS1, whose product is annotated as CDP-diacylglycerol--glycerol-3-phosphate 3-phosphatidyltransferase, mitochondrial. Gene Ontology annotation, cellular component: mitochondrion. Gene Ontology annotation, biological process: cardiolipin biosynthetic process. Bases 89 to 1642 code for a protein of 517 amino acids. Lineage: Eukaryota; Metazoa; Arthropoda; Insecta; Hymenoptera; Formicidae. The transcript is spliced from 8 exons. The record is from RefSeq and is a predicted model, not a curated record. Gene Ontology annotation, molecular function: CDP-diacylglycerol-glycerol-3-phosphate 3-phosphatidyltransferase activity.